AUGAGCAGCUCAGGGGCGGGUGUCAGCCCAGGAGACGCCGCCGCCACCGCACUUCCGUCGCCGGCCCAGGCGGUCGAGUUCCUGACCCUGCUGCAGCAGCUCAAGGCGCAAAAGCGGACGGGGUGGGUGAAGCGCGGGGUUCGGGGCCCCGAGAGCAUCGCGGACCACAUGUACCGCAUGGGCCUGAUGGCCAUGCUGGUGCAGGGCACAGAGUACGACUACCACAGGUGCAUCAAGCUGGCGCUGGUGCACGAUGUGGCGGAGGCGAUCGUGGGCGACAUCACCCCCACCUGCGGCGUCAGCGACGAGGACAAGUUCAGGCUGGAGGCGGGGGCGGUGCAGAGGAUGCGGGGCAUGCUGGGAGGCAGCAGCAGCCUGGCAGGCAAGGAGAUUGAGCUGCUGUGGCAAGAGUAUGAGCAGGCACAGACGCCCGAGGCGCGGCUGGUCAAGGACUUUGACAAGCUGGAGAUGAUACUCCAGGCGCACGAGUACGAGUGUGGGCAGGGGAUGCAGCUGCAGGAGUUUUUUGACUCCACCGCGGGCAAGUGGCGCACAGAGCUAGGGCAGUCGUGGGCCGAAGAGAUCUACAAGCGGCGGAAAGCGACUGCGGCAGCACAAGGCAAGGAGGGAUAG
Messenger RNA from Chlorella variabilis, 633 nucleotides. RefSeq lists its product as hypothetical. The record is from RefSeq and is a predicted model, not a curated record. The coding region runs from base 1 to 633 and encodes 210 amino acids. Gene Ontology annotation, cellular component: cytoplasm. The transcript is spliced from 5 exons. Lineage: Eukaryota; Viridiplantae; Chlorophyta; Trebouxiophyceae; Chlorellales; Chlorellaceae. Gene Ontology annotation, molecular function: 5'-deoxynucleotidase activity.